ACCUUUUACCCCUGCCAGCUGAUUAACAUCAAGAGUAAAACAAAAUACCUGAUUGGCUCGGCGAAUAAUCCUUUGUGAAACCAUGACUUGAACAUGAGCUUCUCAAGUAUUUUGUGUCUUUAUCGACAAUUCGAAUGACUCAGUACAUGUUUCCCAGUAUUUUAGAUAUAAAUAAGAAAGUUUUAGAACAUUUUAGCCUCUUUACGGUAAAAAUUUACUUCGGCUCCCGAGAUCAUUAGCCAAUGGAACUCACGCUCUCAACAGCUGGGGACAAUAACAAUGUUAAAAGGCCCUGCCAUAUUCCCAUGUACUGUAGAUCGACAUAACUUUGUUAUGGUCAUUGUUAUGGUUCGUGAGUUUACUGUGAUGUUUAGGCAUACUGUUGUAAAUUUUGUCACCUUGGGCUUGCUAUAAAAAGCGCAGAUAUGACGAGCAGCGUGAGGAGUAGAAGUGAGAUUCGAACAGAUGAAGAGGCUAUGAUUAAUCAAAGGUUACCCAAAGAAGAUAUACUUAGGAUAUUUUCAUAUCUUGAUGUAGUCAGCCUGUGUAGAUGUGCGCAAGUAUCAAAGUACUGGAAUAUUCUUGCCCUUGAUGGCAGCAACUGGCAGAAAGUGGAUUUAUUUAACUUCCAAACAGAUAUAGAGGGGCCAGUUGUAGAGCACAUAUCAAAGCGAUGUGGAGGCUUUCUCAAGAAUCUUAGUUUACAUGGAUGCAAGAGUGUUACUGAUGAUGCCUUGAACACAUUUGCAGAUAACUGCAGGAAUAUAGAGGUACUGAAUUUAGAAGACUGUAAACGAAUCACAGAUCAUACAGCGCAGAGUCUAAGCAGAUUUAGCAAGAAACUUAGCCAGUUGAAUAUGGUAUCCUGUACAGCAAUCACAGACAAUGCGCUAAAGUAUCUCAGUGAUGGUUGCCAUCUUCUAAGUCAUCUCAAUAUUUCAUGGUGUGACCAAAUUAGUGACAAUGGUAUUGAAGCCCUGGUCAGAGGUUGUUCUAACAUCAAGGUUCUAAUCCUCAAAGGAUGUCAUAUGAUAACCGAUGAGGGUAUCACACACAUAGGCAACCAUUGUAAUAAUCUAACCACACUAAAUGUCCAAGGCUGUGUACUGAUCAGUGAUGAUGGUAUGGUUGUAUUAGCCAAGGGCUGUAGAACGUUACAAUCUCUCUGUGUAUCAGGCUGUACUCAUCUUACAGACAACACUCUCAGUGCAUUUAGUCAAUACUGUCCUAAGAUCAAAACAUUAGAAGUGUCAGGUUGUUCACAAUUCACAGACAACGGUUUCCAAGCCCUAGCAAGAACAUGUUCAGAACUAGAAAGAAUGGAUCUAGAAGAAUGUGUUCUUAUUACAGACACUGCAUUAAGUUAUCUAGCUUUAGGAUGUCCCAUGCUGCAGAAGCUGACAUUAUCCCAUUGUGAGCUGAUCACGGAUGAGGGCAUUCGUCAUAUCGGUACUAGUGGCUGUUCUACGGAACACCUCCAGGUCAUUGAGCUGGACAACUGUCCCCUCAUCACAGACUCUUCACUAGAACACUUGAUGGGUUGCCAGGGGUUACAGCGGAUAGAGCUCUAUGAUUGUCAACUCAUCACAAGGGCUGGUAUCAGGAGACUGAGGACUCAGCUGCCCAACGUGAAGGUCCAUGCCUACUUCGCCCCUGUCACACCUCCUCCAUCGGUGGGCGGUGUCAGACCCCGGUACUGUAGAUGUUGCAUUAUAUUGUAGACUCCGGUAUGGUGUGUCUGUUGAACAUUUUAAGCAGUGCAGUCUGUCACUGAACGCUUGACCUGUGCGUAUCCUAGUCACCGAUUGCUUGACCGUUCCUCAGACUACAUUGAAUGUAGACUACAGGACAGUCUGUUUGUUAAACAUUUAACCAGUGCAGUCUGUCACUGAAUGUUUGACCGGUGCAUAUCCUAGCCAAUGAUUGCUCGACCGGUCCUCACUCACAUGGGAUGGAACAUGAACAGUGCAUGAACCAUGGAGAGAGAGAGAGAGAGAGAGAGAGAAGCGAAGCGAUACUGCCCUCACAAGGUUUUGAUGGAUCAGCCAUACUGAAAAUGGAAGACUGUGAAGACUCUUUAGUGAAGGAUAGGAUAUAGACCAAGAUGACAGUCCCACUGAUUGGUACUGUACAACCAAGCACAACUAUGAUUGGUACAACCUAAUUGGAUUGCAACCUAGGGACAGUGAUAGAAAAGGAGAAUCUUGCUUUUUUCCAAGAGAUCCUGUAGAUGAUUUUGGCCGCUUCAUCCAUUCACCAGAAGCCUGGUUACAGUAUGGCAUCAACAGUUAAUAUCUAUUGCAGUUCUUGUUCUGUUGUUCCCAUUAACAUAGCUUGUACCGUUGAUUGUCUUACGGGGAAUGGGUCAUCUUUUAUGCUAUAAUGUUGACAACAUUAAUGGCACUUUUGGUAUCACUUGAGAUUAUUUAUAAAUGUUUGAAGGCCAGUUAUGACAUACGACUGAAUCGAGUGUUAAACCUGUUAAUACAUACUUCCACAUCUGCCCUUUCACUACACCUGUACAUAGUACACACAUUGAUGAUCAUCAAAGCCCUUCGUGUGUAUUCAUUGACAUCUCAGUACUGUCUAUAAGGCAACUUCACAUACCAAAUAUAUAUUAUAAACACUUCAAUAUAUUGCACAACAAAUGUUACACCAUAACCUUUCUCACAUGUUCAUAAAAGGCACCAUCUUGGCCCGGUAGAGAGAGUCCAAACUGAUAUAUUCACAUAGCAUUCAGGAAAUUCUUGCAGAGGGCUGUUGAAAUCUAAUGAAGUGUAAUGAUUUAGCAUUUAAUACAGAUUCCUAUAGGAUUUAAAGAAAUAUGACCAGUUAAGGAGAACCAGAACUUUCAGUAAUGAUCAUACUUUCAGUAAUGAUCAUACUUAUAAUGAUUAUACUUUUCAUCUAUAAAGUACUUAUAAAGUGUGAUGUCAUUUCACAUAAGCAGUGUUGUCAACAAACAAUGAAAACAUGGAAACAAAUAAUUCAAAACUUGGAAAACUUAACUUAAUAGAAGGGUUAUAGAAACAGUCCAAAAAGGCCAGGUUACAGACUGGUACUUACCUAGGAUAAAAAAAUUGUCCUCCUGGGGCCUGUUUCAUAUAGAGUUACAACUUGUGUAACUUUGCCAUUAUGACAACUACCAUGGUAACCUUGCUUUCGAUUGAUUUGAUCCUAAGCCCUGUUGCCAUUGUAGUUGCCAUAAGGGCAAAGUUACAACAGUUGUAACCCUUUGUGAAACAGGCCCCAGAAUCUUGACUCUGUUCCAUUUUUUUUUUUUUU
Messenger RNA from Lytechinus variegatus (green sea urchin), 3285 nucleotides. Its product is annotated as F-box/LRR-repeat protein 20-like. Gene Ontology annotation, biological process: SCF-dependent proteasomal ubiquitin-dependent protein catabolic process. Gene Ontology annotation, cellular component: SCF ubiquitin ligase complex. Bases 426 to 1721 code for a protein of 431 amino acids. The transcript has 14 exons. NCBI's taxonomy places the organism in Eukaryota, Metazoa, Echinodermata, Echinoidea, Temnopleuroida, Toxopneustidae. Gene Ontology annotation, molecular function: protein binding. The record is from RefSeq and is a predicted model, not a curated record.